Messenger RNA from Heterotrigona itama, 398 nucleotides. NCBI's taxonomy places the organism in Eukaryota, Metazoa, Arthropoda, Insecta, Hymenoptera, Apidae. The record is from the annotation of a GenBank genome assembly.
AUGCUUACUCAAAGGCUAACUAUAAAUGUACCAAAAGCUAUCAAACGUAACAUUGGUAUUCUUGCACCAGCACUUCAAAAAGCAACAGAUCCGAUACAAAAACUUUUCAUAGAUAAAAUCCAUGAAUAUACGGCAAAGAGCGUUGGUGGAAAAUUAGUCGAUGCUAGUCCUGAAAUUGAAAAAGAAAGACAGUCGGAGCUUGAUAGAAUUCGGAAACAAUAUAAUAUACAAGGUGAUCCAAAAGAAUUCCCAAAACUUAAAUUUGCAGGUAUGCUGAUUUUUUAAAUUACUAACAGAAGCACAUACAGUAAUUUAUAUAAUUAGGAUUUUCAUUAAUUUUUAUAUUUAUUUUAAAACAUAAAGAAUCUUUUAUUUCAGCUGCGGUAGUCGAAAAAUAA